Molecule: messenger RNA, 1140 nt
Organism: Symbiodinium sp. CCMP2592
Lineage: Eukaryota; Dinophyceae; Suessiales; Symbiodiniaceae
Source: the annotation of a GenBank genome assembly
AUGCCUUCGCCUGCUCCCGCAAGGUGCGUAGCCCGCGAGACGGUCGGUUCUGACGGGCGCAACCGCGUCAUUCUCAGCGAUCUCUUGGCUGCGAAGCAGAGCAGCUCUUGUGCACGCGCGGACGGUGCCCAGCUCCCUGAAGGGCGCGCUGCUCUUCUGCUCUACGCCUGCAAGGGGCCUCUUCAGGCCAAAAGCAGCAAAGCUGCUUUCCGGAAGGAUCCAGCUACCCGUGACAAGAUCUUGCAAGAUCCGCAGGUGCAAAAUGCCGUCAAAAAGGCUGGCCAGGAUGCGCUGAGCGAUCCUGCUGUGCAAGCUCAGAUCUUGAAGGUCGCGCAGGAGAAAUUCCCAGAGGCUGCAAGUGCAGCGAAAGAUAAAGUCCUCGAGUGGGCCAACGAUCCAGAGGUGCAGAAACAAGCAUAUGCGUAUGCCGGACUCGCAGCUGAAUAUGCCUGGCAAUCCGUCAGCCAGGUGGGUGGUCUCAUCGAGCAGGGACCGACUGGAGUACGGGUGCUUGCCUUCGUUGGUGGAGCCGGUGCAUUCGCACAGAGCAUCUGGGUUUUACUUGGUUUGAUAAACAUCGCAUCUGCGUCAACUCAGCUACCCAAGUACGUGGUGCAUGGCUACCAGCUCAUCUUCGCCUCCACCACGAUGCUCUUCGAGGCAAAACCUGAGUGGAUCCAGAAAGUUCCUGGUUUGAACAGCUACCAGGAUCUCCUGAUCGACAAGGCAAAGUUCCUGGCCGAAACUUAUGGCCGAGGCCUCUUCUAUGGCUUCCAAGGUACUUUGUUCCUUUGCUUCGCCAGUUUCACAAACCUUGCCGAACUCGCGCUUGGAUGUUGGUUCCUUUUCAUGGCCUUUCUCCACAUUGCUAUGCAUUUCGGCAUCAUGCCCCAGGAAGUGGCCAAGAAGAUGCAGGAAGUGAGGCAGAUGGUCGCCACGGGAGCUGCCUCGGCAGUGAAAGCAGUCGCCUCUGAAGGCCCGCAGAAGGACUGGGCAAGGGACGAAAGCGCUUCACGUAAUAUUAGGAAUCUCGGCGGCGACCGUGUGCAAACGAUGUGUCGGGAUUAUCGAGAUGAUGCAUCGUGCACUUGGGGUUUGCGCUUUGUGAUGCUUACUGUUGAGAUUUAUCAGGUCUUCUAA